AAUACCAUCAGAAUGAUGGUAUUUAUUUUUUUAUCUCUCUCUUAUCCACUUUUUGUACCAAACAUGGUAAACUGACAUAAAAUUUAUUUUUUCAGGCCAGAUUACUCCGAAACAAAUGGUCCUGGGAGGAAGCCACACGAGCUCUUUGUCAGGAAAAGACUUUGUAUCCUUUAACAACUUAGUUGUAGGCAGAACAUGGAAAAGGUGAUGAAGCUUACUCGUCCACCCCCAAUCCAUUGACACAGGGCCCUGGGUCUGGGUGGGUUAAAGGGGUAAUCGCGGGGUCAAAAGAUGAGAUGAUGAGAAGGGGAGAUCAUGAGCAUAGUUGUGGGGGGAGGAAAGGUGAAAAUGCCAAAAGGUAAAUUUAACGAAGAGAAAAAGAAAGCGCCCUCAUUGUACCAGUGGAGGGGGUGGGCCUGGGCAAAAGCUGGUUUUAUUGGGAAAUGAUGGGAGGACUGGCCGGUAGUGGCCGGUUGCAGGUCGCUUUGAUGGCGCACGCUUCCAUCCCUCUCUACUAAAACGCUCCCUCCUUGGUACCUUCUCCUCCCACCUCCACUCCUCUCAUCUUCCUGAUUGGCUUUCCCUCUCUCAAGGAUGUGUUUCUUUCUCUCGUCCCCAAUCAGAGAAAAGCUUGUAUCUUACCGAAAAAGAGAGAAGCUUUUAUAGCAAAUCAUAUAUCCUCCUCCCUAAAGGCAAAUUGGAUCCCUCAUUACCUUCUUUUCUUCUUCACUUUCUUUUGUCAAUACAAGCUCCACUUCCUAUCAGCCCAGCUGAAAAAUGAGCCCUUUCUAUUUCCUCCCCCAGUAAAAUAAGUACAGCCAUAUGGCCACUCUUCUUCUUUCCUCUACAGAAAGAAAUUAGCAUCACUCUCUCUCUCUCUCUCUUUCUAUCUUUCAUACACAAGCUAUCUAUCCAUGCACUCAAGCCUCCAAUGUCCUCUACUUCCAAAACAAGAAAUAUCCACCAACCAAGGCAAGAAGCACCCAAGCUUUCGUUUCUAAGCCAAAUGGAUAUCCUUCAUUUACCUAAUUGCUAGCUUCUUCCCCACCCCAUUCAACACCAACACCAAAAGGUUCCCGUUUUUAUCCAAACUUCUCCCACCAGAGAACAUACAAACCCACGAAAGAGCUUGCUUUUUAAUUGACACCAAUGGCCGACCACCACAACACCCCGGAGCCCGAAAGCAGUGCCAAUUCCAUGUCAUCGUUCUCCUCCCCUUACUACUCUUCCGCCUCCCCCCUUUCCCAGACCACUCAGCAACCAUUGCCGGAGACUUCGAAGGGCAUUCCAAACCCCUCCCCUGAGUCCAAGAAGGACGGUGGCGGGAAGCGCGCGCGGGACGGUAGUAGGCAUCCGGUGUACCGCGGCGUCCGCAUGCGUAACUGGGGGAAGUGGGUGUCGGAGAUCCGGGAGCCCCGUAAGAAGUCGCGCAUCUGGCUGGGGACCUUCCCGACGCCGGAGAUGGCGGCGCGAGCCCACGACGUCGCCGCCCUCAGCAUCAAGGGCGCCUCCGCCAUCCUCAACUUCCCUGAGCUCGCCGGCGCCCUCCCCCGCCCGGCCACCCUCUCCCCGCGCGACGUCCAGGCAGCCGCGGCCAAGGCAGCCGCCAUGGACCCCGCAGCCAUGCUGGAGGAGGCGGCGGAGGGCCCGGCUUCGCCGGCGUCCCCCGAGGAGCUGGGGGAGAUCGUGGAGCUGCCCCGUCUCGAUGGUUCCUUCCUCGACUCGGCCGACUCGGGGGGCGAGUUCGUGUACCACGACUCAGUCGACUCGUGGGCCGACCCGCUCCCGUGGGCGGCGGAGGGCGCCUACGAGUACGGGAUCUCGCUGGAUCAGAUGUGGGGGCCGUCGGACGGAUUCGUUCCGACGAGCUUUGAAGCUCUUCUGUGGGACUACUAGAAGAAAGCCAGCCCUUGGAGCUUCACAUCAUAAUCUCUCUCUCUUUUGGCAAAUUAUACCCUGUAUCGCGUGUAUUAUAUAGCCAUACAUCAUGCCAACCAACUAGACUCCUUUCCGUAGGCCACAUUUAUCAUGCCCUCAUUUCCAUACUUUGCCCAUCUGAGAGAGAGGUGAUAGGCAUGGUGUAUGACCAUAUUAGCACUUAGCUAGGAUAUAAUUUCUCCUCUCUUUCCUUGCAAUGACCCUUUUAUUUUUAAUGGGGGCUGAGAGGGUUUUUUUUUUUUUUUUUGUAAUUUCUCCCCCUGGUUUUUCAUCUUAAUCAAAUUAGACAUGGUGUAGUAGCUACCAAUUGUAUAGCGUAUUGGAAAGGAGUGAGGAGAAGAAAAUGACAUGGUAAUUGAGGUACUUGGUUUGUGUGAUUA
Molecule: messenger RNA, 2318 nt
Organism: Phoenix dactylifera (date palm)
Lineage: Eukaryota; Viridiplantae; Streptophyta; Magnoliopsida; Arecales; Arecaceae
Source: RefSeq, a predicted model, not a curated record